ACCUGUAGCUACAACGACUGAUAUUGGCUCUCUGACCUCCCAGUAUCUAUCUACUCCGUAUCUUGCCUCCAACCCUUCCUUUGUUUUCUUAUUCAUCAAUAACCUCCUGCACACGCAAAAAUCGAGCCAAAUCAUCCCAAAAGAUGCGAAUAUUCUCAGGCUAUGCACCCGUGAGUAGCGACGAUGACCCAAACGCACCGGAGAAGGGAAUAGACUGGAAUUCAAGCUCUGAAAUCAUACCCUCAAAUACAAGAAGUUUCAUCGCCUAUUUGACAAUUCUUGUAAUUUCCCUCUCUGCCAACGUUCUUCUCUUACUUCAUCGCGUCCCAUCGAAUGGAACCGAGGAUACCGGCCGAACCAAGUACAGCGGUCUCACAUUUGACACUUACCUACCAUAUCGGACACAGUCAGAGUACUGGGAUCGGAAAUCAUCUAACCUGACUUCCGCGAACGCAGCCUGGGAUGCAAUCGAUACUGAUGCAAUGGCAAUAUCUCUUCAUGACAACUUCGCAAAGCAAGUCGGUUUGGGUCCUUCUACUCGAUUCCCAUGGGACACAGAACGAAGCAUUUACUAUCUGAAAGGCUUUCAUGAUCUUCACUGCCUAAAACUCGUUCGCAAAGCCAUAGUGACAAGGGAAUAUGGCAACAACAGUACGAUUACUCUCAGCCAUCUCCUUCACUGUCUCGAUGGUUUGCGCCAGGAUGUUAUCUGCACAGCGGACGACACCCCAAUGCCGGCUUUGAUAGCCCACCAUGUUGGUGACGGCCAGCUUCGCCGUUGUCGCGACUGGAACAAGAUGGCCGCAUGGGCAACUCGUCCGGACCAACAUGCUUGCUACGAGUUCGAUGAUUAUCGUGAUGCAACGAAUACGUUGGAGCUGUUCGCAUUUUGUCCGAAAGAUUCGCCGUACCGGCCAAUCAUGGAAGCCUAUUUUGAGUAUCAUGGUCACAAGGAUCCGUAUGAGCAUCGCUCGGAACAAGUUUGAUGACUUUCUUACAAUUUCCUUGGUUGUUACGCUGCAUCGUCAGAUAGCCAUCCUAUGUCACACUGAGACGUGGAUAGCUGAAAAUCCACUUGCACUGGAGUACGUACAGCCCGCUUCACGAAGUCCACGUGACUCGAACUACAGAAGAUAAUCUUGCUCUUCUCCGUAU
Molecule: messenger RNA, 1155 nt
Organism: Aaosphaeria arxii CBS 175.79
Lineage: Eukaryota; Fungi; Ascomycota; Dothideomycetes; Pleosporales
Exons: 3
Coding region: 144-986 (280 amino acids)
Biological process (GO): mycotoxin biosynthetic process
Source: RefSeq, a predicted model, not a curated record